Bemisia tabaci is the source of this 3387-nucleotide messenger RNA. RefSeq lists its product as uncharacterized. Gene Ontology annotation, biological process: regulation of DNA-templated transcription. The record is from RefSeq and is a predicted model, not a curated record. Gene Ontology annotation, molecular function: sequence-specific DNA binding; zinc ion binding; DNA-binding transcription factor activity. NCBI's taxonomy places the organism in Eukaryota, Metazoa, Arthropoda, Insecta, Hemiptera, Aleyrodidae.
CGCCGCGCUGCACGCAUUCUACGAAUUCGAGCGCCGAUCCGCAGCUUCUUCCGCGCUCUUCUCUAGUCGCGUAGCUCUCCUCAUCAGCGCUACCUCGCUCAUCUGCUCCGCUCCGCUGAUCGCGACCUCCGCCGCUGUCGCACCUCCUCCUCCGCAGCCGGGCUCUCCUCGAAUUUCGGCGCUUCGGCCCACCGUUCACCGAGGGGCGUGGCCUGAGCCGAUCCGAUCCAAUCUCCACCGGCCCGGACCCAGUCGCCGCACCAAACGGAAACGGAUCUGGAUCACCGAACCGGAAGCAGUGCUCCCCGUUCCAUCAACUUCCGCGACCAUAUUUAGCCGCCCUUGAUUUUAUCAAUUUUUCGGUGUGCACAGUGUCGGACCACGUGGUGCCGCUAGUGAUAACGUGAGUGACUCCGUCAACUAAAAAUGGAGUAUUCUAUGGAGGUUCUUCGGACGUUUGCAUUGUCGCAUGUCGUUCUUCCAUUCGGUCUGAUUCUUUGAAUAUGAGACUUUUGCGAACCUAAAGGUACUCAUAGUGCUUCAAUUAAAGGAUUUUGCAACGUGUGCUCUAGAUUAUCGCAUUUGGUGUCUUUGCAGAAGAAUGACUAUUGGAAGAAGAAUCUUCUGACGGUAGCUCAAGUGCGGGGUGUGCGACCAUCGAGUAUUCGAGUAACAAUGCUGAUUCAAUCGGAUUUCUUUUUUGUGCAACAAUUUUCGCUAAUAUUCUUGUGGGGAAAAAAUGAAUUUUGAGGUGUGCUGGAUCCCAGAAAGACUGUCAGUAUAAGUUGUUAAAUCUCAUUGACAACAGGAAACUCUCCAAAGAGGUUAUGAACCAGCAGUGCAAAGUGUGUGGCGAGCCGGCCGCUGGAUUUCACUUCGGAGCCUUCACGUGCGAAGGAUGCAAGUCGUUCUUUGGGCGUACAUACAACAACCUAAAUGCGAUCUCAGAGUGCAAGAACAACGGCGAAUGCAUCAUCAACAAAAAGAACAGGACGUCAUGCAAGGCGUGUCGGCUGCGGAAAUGUCUGCAAGUUGGCAUGUCCAAGAGUGGUUCUAGGUACGGUCGUAGGUCGAAUUGGUUCAAAAUUCACUGUCUGCUGCAGGAGCAAGGAUCAGCCGGCGGUGCAGCUCUCGGAGCCGGGCUCCUGGGCGAGAACGGGCUCAACAGCGCACUCUACCCCUUCCACUCGGCCAACUUCCUGACAACGGACAAAUACGUCCAAGCCAAUCUCAACGGCUACACGCCGCAGUUCUUCGAUACCACCAGCAACAACAAUAACAACAGUAGUAGUAUCAACAACAACAAUAACAACACGUUUAGCAAAUCCAGUCUCAAUAACAACAAUAGCAAUAGCAAUAGCAAUAACAACAACCAAAUCAAGGGGAAGAAGUCUAGUAAACAGGAAGAGGACGGGCGGAAGUCUUCCGAUUCCACGGGUUCGUCGGUUACCGAGGAUGAAUCUAGAUCGGCCAGCGCUUCUUCCGUCUUCCGUUCCCACCACACUCCCUCGCCCCUCAGCGAGAAAGACUACCUAAGCCAGAAGAAGUUCUCGGUGGCCAUGCCGCCCUUAAGCUCUAGUUCUCCUCUAGCCAUGAGCGGAUCCAAAAGCCUACCCUUCAGCUCACCCAUUAGUAGUCAUUUCCUAAUUCCUUACAUCUCACCUCACCAUCGACCCCACCCUCUACUGCCUUUCUCGGCCACGCGGCCUGGCCUGACGCCUACCUCGGCAGGGAGCCUUCUGUACUUAGAUCCUCUAUCAAAUGCGGCUCCCUGGUCCGUUCGGAGCGGGGGCGACCUACUUCUAUGCAGUCCUGCUCCUGGAGGUGUUGCCGUCGAACAGGAGCGGCCCAUAGAUUUGUCCGUCAAAUCAUCCCCAACGACUUCACCCCUCCAAACUGUUCCUUCACCCGCGUCCCCGGUCAAAGACGAAUCCGACGACGAGUCCUUGGACGUGAUCAAACCAGUUCCGUCUCCGCUAGAUCUAACUAAUAAGGCACCUACCGCCAUAUCGAAUCCGAUCACGUCUUUAGACUAAUCAAAAACUUCAUGAGACCUUAAAACAGGUAGUCAGAUUGGGUCUCAUGGAAUAUCUUUUGAUACUUAAUUGUGAUAAUUUUUCUUGAGCUGAUUAAGAGAGCAAGACUUGGUAAUAUAAGACGUUUCUUUCUUCAUCGGUCGGGGCUUUCUCAGAGCGUCCAGCGCCAGACUGAACGAUUCUCUGCUUGUAAGUAAACAUCACAGAGAAUAUCCCUUACUUGAAGGGCCUUAGACUCCUAUUUUAUUUGUUUUCAUGUUUGUUUGUUAGCUAAAUUGUUGGUUCCAAAUGCUAAAAUUCUUACGAUCAUGUUGUGAGGGUCUCGUAAACGUACCUUUAAUUGUUACAUUCCGUUCACUUUAAACAAAAAAACCAGGCAAAAAAUGUAUUAUUUUAACAUAUUUCCUGUUGUGAAUUCAUUUUAGAGGGAAGAUUUUCAAUCUCUUCUUUGAAAAAUGGUCAUGUUUCCUAUUCCCUGGAGACGGAGAAAAGCAUGAUGAGAAUCUUUUUGGUUCUCUAUCUCCAGAAAGUAAUUAUCUUUCUCUUUUGCACAUAAUUUCUGUUAAUUUGUCAAACUUUGUUACACAACUUUUUAUACAACAAGCUAAAAACAUUAGAAUAAAAGAACAACAUAUUUGUCAGAGUUAUAACUACUGAUAUCCAAAUCAGAUUAAUGAUGUUGAUUCUCAUUGAAGAUGUAAUUGAAAUUUCUAAAAAAUUUUACGGAAUGUUCAGUUGAUUUUCCGCCUACUUCAACUUUCAAGUCUUUCCCAUCAAUAUUUUCUGAAAAUUAUGCUCAAGUUCUAAUUUUUUUAUUGGUGAACAGUUAUUUUUACUUUCCUUGUAUGAAGUUUGCUCAAGCAGUGUAAGGAUUUACGAAGCUCAUCCUAAUUUUGAUGACGUCAUAGGAUUCAUAUCUUUUCAUGUAAAAGGGAAACCGGUGCAGGACAUAUCGAAAUCCACCUUAAAUAAAGGAGUAGUUGACUUUUUUCAACCUCUUGAUUUUUCAAUUUGAUUGAGCUCCUUAACUUGAUUCAACUUUUUAAUUUUAUAAUUAAAAUACAAAAGGAUAUAUCAUAAGUUGGUAAUUAAAAAAAGAAAGAAAAAAAGUUUGUUGUUUCUAGAAAAUAAAUUAAUCGGCGUCAAUUACAAAACAUGUAAAUUUAAGAUUUGUAUAUUUGUGUGAGUUUUAUGCGUAGAAAUUUGCUAUUUUUCCUUUUAGAACAAUUGUGUACAUUUUUAAGCCAAAGACAUUUUAAAUUAAUGGUUUAAAUCUUUUAAAUUCUCACGAAUAAAGUUUUUGUUAUUUUUUCAUACGAGUUAUUGAAAUAAAGACUGUAUUAAUGAUUGA